Molecule: messenger RNA, 1320 nt
Organism: Juglans microcarpa x Juglans regia
Lineage: Eukaryota; Viridiplantae; Streptophyta; Magnoliopsida; Fagales; Juglandaceae
Product: ethylene-responsive transcription factor LEP-like
Exons: 1
Coding region: 223-1116 (297 amino acids)
Biological process (GO): regulation of DNA-templated transcription
Molecular function (GO): DNA binding; DNA-binding transcription factor activity
Source: RefSeq, a predicted model, not a curated record
CAAGGCUCUACAAUCAUUCUCUCCUCAUCUAAAUUUCACUUCAGAAAGCAGAAGAGAAAGAGACUCUCUCUCUCUCUCUCUCUCUCUCUCUGAAAAUCUCUUUGUUUUUUUCUGACAGACACUGAAUAUUCAGGCAAAGAUAGAAAGCUUGUCUUUCACUUUCAGUGCCUAUAUAUCUAAAAUCUAAGGCCAUCUUUUUAUUCAUAGAAUCAUAUAUACAUCAUGAGCAGCUUUAACAACUCAUCACCAGCCAACUCACCCUCCUCCUCGUCAAAGUCCAAAAGAAAGCAGCAGCAACAACAACCAGUACUAGAAAACCAACAGCAGCAAGGAGAAGCCAGGUUUCUUGGGGUAAGGAGGCGGCCAUGGGGAAGAUAUGCAGCAGAGAUAAGAGACCCUUCCACAAAAGAGAGGCACUGGCUCGGCACCUUCGACACUGCCGAGGAGGCUGCCUUGGCCUACGACCGUGCUGCUCGUUCCAUGCGCGGUUCCAAGGCCCGCACAAACUUCGUUUACUCUGACAUGCCGCCCGGCUCCUCUGUCACCUCCAUCAUCUCGCCCGACGAAACACAGCACGACAUCUCCGCCCUCUUCGCUCCCCAUCAACAGCAAAACGAUACGAAUACCCACUCCUCCACCCACCUCUUCUUCGGCCAGGACCCCUUCUUCGACAUCUCUGCCUGUCCAUUUUCCGGCGGAGACGACUGGGCUCAGGGCCAGGGGACGACUACUUGUGGAUCUAAAUACCAACCCAUUACGGCUAUCACAGAUGGUGGGCAAUCACAGUCACAAGAACAACCUCACCCUCACACGUACAAAUCCCAUGACAUUGACAGUACUGAGCUCCCGCCUUUGCCUCCAGACGCAUCCACUUUCUACGGGGCUGGAGUGAUGGGCUCCAAUAUGGGCCAAGAACUUUGGAGUCAUGACACCAGCUUUCUAGGGUUUUCUGAGCAAACUACAAAUGGGCUCGACUCAGCAGUUACCGCUCCAUAUUUAGGCUUUGAUUCUAAUGAGUUUGUGCAGCACAGCCCACUCUUCGGGAGGAUGCCACCGGUUCCAGACUCAGGUACCGAUGGAUUUGAUCUGGGUUCGUCACCUGCCUACUACUAUUAAUCCCUCUCACCCUUUUUUUUGUAAUUUAAUCUACAUGUCAGUUCGAUAUUGGGGUGUGUUUUUCUUUUUCGUUUUGUGAUUGUGGCGGGGGAAUGCAAAAGGCCUGCUGUUUUUUUUUUUUUUUUUUUUGUUUUUUUAACUUGUUAUCGUUUGUUUGUUUUCUUUUGGGAGGCAAGUAUAGCCUUAUCCUUAAAAGUGAAUUGU